UUUGGUGUCAGAAUAUUAAUUUUACUGUUUCGAAACGUUAACAUAGUGUUCACUGUGUUCAUUUUAAAUUAUACAUUUUGUGCUGUGAAAUUGAAAUAAGUAAAAACUACAAACAAUAAAAAUAAAAUAUUUCAAUAAGUUUUUAACUAUCAUAAAAAGGGAUAUAUUUCUGGUUGAAACUUUUGCAAAAAAAACACAAAACUUUAAACUUUACGUUUUAAUUGCAAGUUAUAUGUUUACUGUCGUUUUUAUUCAUUUUUUCCAACCGAACACUAACAACGUGACACAAGUGACAACAUUCAGUUUUUGUUUAGUCUCAUUAUCUCAGUUGUAGUAUUACAGAUUGAAUGUAGUGAAUUUGCCUCAAUUUAUUUGAUACUUUAAACUGAAUAAAAAUGGGUUUUGUUUUAACAUUUUUAAGUAUUUUUUUUAAUGAGUACGAUAUACCUUCGGAACCAAUUAAGUUUGUCUUUGAAAUGCUGUUAGUUGUACUAUGCGGCAUUCCAAAAAUUAUUGGAUCAACGAUUUCGUAUGUUUAUUUUCCACCAGAGCCGAAAAAUGUCGAAGGAAAAUUAAUUUUGAUUACAGGGACCGCCCGGGGAAACGGCCGUGAACUGGCCAUACAAUUUCACAGGUUGGGGGCGAAAAUUGUGUGCGUUGAUAAAGACGAAGUGGGCAAUAAUGAAACGGUCGAUCGGAUCAAGGCGGAAGGUGGCCAAGCGGUGGGAUUUAAAGUGAAUAUUACCGACAAGGAGCAGGUAAUGAUGAUGCACGCGGCCGUGAGAGAUCAAAUGGGUCCCGUGGACAUUCUCGUUAACAAUGCCGCCGUGGUCGAGACGACAUUGUUCACCAAUCCGGAAGCCGACGACGUCAUAUCGGAAAUAGUCAACACGAACUUACUGGGCCAAAUUUGGGUAAUCAGGGAAAUACUUCCAUCGAUGUUGGAAAGGAACAGUGGCCAUAUCGUAACAAUAUCGUCGAUGACGUCAUUGAAAGGACUGCCUUUACUUUUCACUUAUUCUGCGACAAAAUCAGCUUUAAACGGUAUGAUGGAAAGUUUAACUAAAGAACUUAGAUUAAUGAAAUCUGACGUAAUUACCACAACGGUUUGUCCAUAUUUUAUCGCAAACUGUCCGGACAAAUCAAAAAGACGAAUAUUAAGACUUCCAGAAUUACCAAUUGAAGAUGCUUGCGCAAUGAUAAUCGAAGGAAUAUUACGAAAUGAACGAGUUUUUACGAUUCCAGAUUAUGACUUUUACGCUCUGCCAUUAAUAAAGUUUUUACCUGAAGAUUUACAAGAUAUGGUUGACGACAUCGUGUAUUCAAACAUCGAACCAACGCCUGACGAAGAAAAAGUCAUACAAAAAUAUACGAAAUUCGCGGAGAUGAAAAAACCACAGAUCUCAAUGUUUGCGCCAUGUUUAAAAAUGGGUAGCGUACCAGAUUAACUGACAGAAAUAUUAUUAUUGUUUAAAAAUAUUAUAUUGAGAAGUAUGUUAGAAAAAUAUUGAUAAAUAAUAGUUAUUAGUUUAAAACUUUAAACCAAUUAUUGUUAAUCACAUUUACAAUUUGUCCGUAUAUGGCCAUAUGGGUUUAUACAUUUUUAUUAAAAAUAAUAUUAUAUUAAUUUAUA
Myzus persicae (green peach aphid) is the source of this 1633-nucleotide messenger RNA. Its product is annotated as 17-beta-hydroxysteroid dehydrogenase 13-like. Gene Ontology annotation, cellular component: lipid droplet. The coding region runs from base 396 to 1448 and encodes 350 amino acids. Lineage: Eukaryota; Metazoa; Arthropoda; Insecta; Hemiptera; Aphididae. The record is from RefSeq and is a predicted model, not a curated record. Gene Ontology annotation, molecular function: oxidoreductase activity, acting on the CH-OH group of donors, NAD or NADP as acceptor. The transcript has 7 exons.